UUCAGUCACAUCUUGAGCUGCGAAGUGGUGAAAAGGAUUUUAAAUUUUUUUUAUUUAUAAAAAACAACAAAGAGAACUGCGAAAUAGGAUUUUUGUGGAAUACAAUUAAUUUUUUUGGUUAGCAUARUAUUUUAGUACUUUGGUGGUAACUCAGAUAUCGAAAGUCUGGAGCAAGAAAAUAAAGAAAAAUGGCUUCUGGCGGCUUAACUUGUGUGAAGUUUAUUACAUUUUUCUGUAAUUUACUUUUCGCUCUAACUGGACUGCUCAUCCUAAUUGUAGGUGCUAUGGUGCAGUUGAACUAUGCGCAUUAUUCAAAUUUCGUUAGCGACCACAUAUGGACUGUGCCCAUUAUUUUGAUUAUAGUCGGCGCAACCAUAGCAUUCAUCUGUUUCCUCGGCUGUUGUGGCGCCUUGAAWGAGAAUAGUUGCAUGAUACUGUCAUUCGCUCUUUUAGCGGUUAUUAUAUUCUUGUUCGAAAUCGGUUUAGGGAUAGCUGGUUAUGUUAAACAUGCAUCUCUGAGUGAUAUAAUGGAGGAACAGUUCAAUUCCACAAUGAAAGAAUACAACGAACGCAAAGAAAAUCGUGAUGCUUGGUCGCUUUUGCAAAGUGAGAUGGAUUGCUGUGGAACCUUUGGGCCUAAGGAUUGGGAACCGAUAUUUCACAACAGCUCUCUGCCACCGGCAUGCUGCACGGUCAUCAAUUUGAAUGAAGCUCAAGACUGUACGGCUGUUCACGCCCAUUCGGAAGGCUGUCUAAAUAAGCUGCUCUCUCUGCUCGACUCCAAAACAUUAACUUUAGCGGGCGUGGUACUCGGCGUAGCUGGUAUACAGCUAUUGACCAUACUUUUCGCCUUCUGUCUGUUUCGUUCGUUCAGACGCAGUUACUAGACGGUUUAAAAAACAACAUGUAGUCACGCUCAAGAUACACAUAUUACGAGUUAAUAGUUGAAAGCUUUUUAAAUUCAUACAACCAAUACUCAUCCUGAUAUGUGUUAUAAGAAUUUAUUUCUCUUGAAUAUCAACAGUUUUUAAAGCGGACAAAGUAAAAACUAGAAAAGUGCUUAUAAAGAAGUAAAAUUACUUAUGUGGACUACAUAUAACUGAGCACACAAAUCACAUUUUCAAUUGUUACUUACAUACUUAUACAAUAUAUACAAAUGUAAGUAUAUGAGAGCAGCAUUAUUAUGCAGACUUCAGGCUCCCCAUAUCACUUAUUCAUAUCAGUGUUUUAAGUUAAUGAACAACGUCGUGAAGUUUAUGCUCAACAUUUUUGAAUGAUCAAGAGCGAAUAUGAACAAUAUAAUAUGAAUUUACACCUUUAAGCACAUUUUGUAUACCUAAUAUAUAUGAUAUCUAAAUAUAUGUAUGUACUGGCAAUCA
This is a messenger RNA of Bactrocera latifrons, 1379 nucleotides long. Its product is annotated as CD63 antigen. Gene Ontology annotation, cellular component: membrane. The transcript is spliced from 5 exons. The record is from RefSeq and is a predicted model, not a curated record. Lineage: Eukaryota; Metazoa; Arthropoda; Insecta; Diptera; Tephritidae. Bases 189 to 887 code for a protein of 232 amino acids.